UCGCAAGCCAAACUUCACAAAAAUUAGACUGCGAAAUCAUCGGUGCAAAAGAUCGGCUCCAGUUUUAUUCGUAAAAAUCCAGGAAAAAUGUCUGCCGCCGUCGAGCCAGCCCGGGAGAAAGCCCUCCAGGACUACCGGAAGAAGCUGCUGGAGCACAAGGAAGUGGAAUCCCGACUGAAAGAGUUGCGAGAAUCCCUGAAGGAACUGACCAAGCAGUUCGACAAGUCUGAGAAUGACCUGAAGGCGCUCCAGAGCGUUGGUCAGAUUGUAGGCGAGGUGCUGAAGCAGCUUACUGAGGAUAAAUUCAUCGUUAAGGCAACGAACGGUCCUCGGUAUGUUGUCGGAUGUCGUCGCCAGCUGGACAAGACCAAGCUAAAGUCGGGAACUCGGGUAGCGCUGGACAUGACUACGUUAACCAUUAUGCGAUACCUGCCGAGGGAGGUCGAUCCUCUAGUGUACAACAUGUCCCACGAAGACCCCGGAGAGGUCACCUACUCCGCGAUUGGAGGUUUGUCGGAACAGAUUCGAGAGCUUCGAGAAGUCAUUGAAUUGCCGCUGCUCAAUCCGGAGCUGUUCCUCCGUGUUGGAAUUACGCCACCGAAGGGAUGUUUGCUGUACGGACCACCGGGAACAGGUAAAACUUUGCUGGCCCGUGCGGUCGCUUCUCAGCUGGACGCAAACUUCUUGAAGGUGGUUUCGUCGGCCAUCGUGGAUAAAUAUAUUGGAGAAUCGGCUCGGUUGAUCCGUGAAAUGUUCAACUACGCCCGGGACCACCAGCCGUGUAUCAUUUUCAUGGACGAGAUUGACGCCAUCGGUGGGCGGCGAUUCUCCGAGGGCACUUCGGCCGAUCGUGAAAUUCAACGCACGCUGAUGGAGCUGCUCAACCAGAUGGACGGUUUCGAUUCGCUGGGACAGGUCAAGAUGAUUAUGGCCACGAACCGACCGGAUACGUUGGAUCCUGCCCUUCUACGUCCGGGUCGUCUGGACAGGAAGAUUGAAAUCCCGCUGCCCAACGAGCAGGCCAGACUGGAAAUUUUGAAAAUCCAUGCCGGUCCGAUCGCCAAACACGGAGACAUCGACUACGAAGCCGUGGUGAAACUUUCGGACAACUUUAACGGCGCCGAUCUGCGAAAUGUGUGCACCGAGGCGGGAUUGUUUGCGAUUCGGGCCGAACGCGAGUACGUCAUCCAGGAAGACUUUAUGAAAGCCGUCCGAAAGGUGGCAGACAACAAGAGACUGGAGAGCAAGCUGGACUACAAGCCGGUCUAAGCAGGAGAGUUCGUGUAUGCAUCGCACGCGCGCAAGUAUAUUCUGUUUAUUUCCCCAUACAUCUUACGCAUUAAUAAUUAAUUACAAUAAUCCUUGUCGGAUGUACCGUCAAA
This is a messenger RNA of Culex pipiens pallens (northern house mosquito), 1382 nucleotides long. It is a transcript of the gene Rpt4, whose product is annotated as 26S proteasome regulatory subunit 10B. Gene Ontology annotation, molecular function: proteasome-activating activity; ATP hydrolysis activity; ATP binding. NCBI's taxonomy places the organism in Eukaryota, Metazoa, Arthropoda, Insecta, Diptera, Culicidae. Gene Ontology annotation, biological process: positive regulation of RNA polymerase II transcription preinitiation complex assembly. The record is from RefSeq and is a predicted model, not a curated record. The coding region runs from base 88 to 1269 and encodes 393 amino acids. The transcript has 3 exons. Gene Ontology annotation, cellular component: proteasome regulatory particle, base subcomplex; cytosolic proteasome complex.